This is a messenger RNA of Enhydra lutris kenyoni (northern sea otter), 2527 nucleotides long. RefSeq names its product early B-cell factor 2 (gene EBF2). The coding region runs from base 349 to 2076 and encodes 575 amino acids. Lineage: Eukaryota; Metazoa; Chordata; Mammalia; Carnivora; Mustelidae. The transcript is spliced from 16 exons. The record is from RefSeq and is a predicted model, not a curated record. Gene Ontology annotation, biological process: regulation of transcription by RNA polymerase II. Gene Ontology annotation, molecular function: RNA polymerase II cis-regulatory region sequence-specific DNA binding; DNA-binding transcription factor activity, RNA polymerase II-specific.
AGAACAGGUGAUGCUUCUAAAUUGUGAUCACUUUCUGGAGGCAGCGCUGCAGCUGGAAGGAUGCGAGCGACCUAGGACGGAGGCCCUGAGGCGGCAGAUCUGAACUUGCGCAGGAUAAAUAGCAAACUUUAACUACAUCAGCCCGCACCUCACGCGCGGAGCAAAGGACGGGUUAUCUCUUUUUACCGCCCCCCCCCCCCCCCCAAGAGAGACUCAAACUUCGGCUUUUGAUCCCCUUUCUUGGAUUGCUUUGGAGGAGACAUUUUGGUGUUUGGUGACAGCAUUGGGAACAGUAGGGACAGUGUUGUAACUCGUAUUUUUAAAGCGACAGUAGACCAGACUUUUUAAAUGUUUGGGAUUCAAGAUACUUUAGGAAGAGGACCAGCUCUGAAAGAGAAAUCGCUGGGUGCCGAGAUGGAUUCGGUCAGGUCCUGGGUCCGGAAUGUCGGCGUGGUGGACGCCAAUGUCGCGGCGCAGAGCGGAGUCGCCCUGUCCCGGGCCCACUUUGAGAAGCAGCCUCCCUCCAACUUGAGGAAAUCCAACUUCUUUCACUUCGUUCUGGCGCUCUAUGACAGGCAGGGGCAGCCGGUGGAGAUUGAGCGCACAGCCUUCGUUGAUUUUGUGGAGAACGACAAAGAACAAGGCAACGAGAAGACCAACAACGGUACCCACUAUAAGUUACAGCUCCUCUACAGCAAUGGCGUCCGCACGGAGCAGGACCUAUAUGUCAGGCUCAUCGACUCAGUCACCAAGCAGCCCAUAGCUUACGAGGGACAAAAUAAGAAUCCAGAAAUGUGCCGCGUUCUCCUGACCCAUGAAGUGAUGUGCAGUCGAUGUUGUGAGAAGAAAAGUUGUGGGAACAGAAAUGAGACUCCUUCAGACCCCGUCAUCAUCGACAGAUUCUUUCUAAAAUUUUUCCUCAAGUGCAAUCAGAAUUGUUUGAAAACAGCAGGAAACCCGAGGGACAUGAGAAGGUUUCAGGUUGUGUUGUCAACAACGGUGAACGUGGAUGGACAUGUGCUGGCUGUUUCCGACAACAUGUUUGUUCAUAACAACUCCAAGCAUGGCCGGCGAGCAAGAAGGCUGGACCCAUCAGAAGCUACCCCCUGCAUCAAAGCCAUUAGCCCAAGUGAAGGCUGGACCACAGGAGGAGCCAUGGUCAUCAUCAUUGGAGACAACUUCUUUGAUGGCCUCCAAGUGGUGUUUGGGACCAUGCUUGUAUGGAGUGAGCUAAUAACUCCUCAUGCCAUCAGAGUGCAGACCCCUCCUCGGCACAUCCCUGGAGUAGUGGAAGUGACAUUAUCUUAUAAAUCCAAACAGUUCUGCAAAGGAGCUCCAGGGAGGUUCAUUUACACAGCAUUAAAUGAACCCACCAUAGACUAUGGCUUUCAGAGACUCCAGAAGGUCAUCCCAAGGCAUCCUGGAGACCCGGAGAGAUUAGCUAAGGAGAUGCUAUUGAAAAGAGCUGCAGAUCUAGUGGAGGCCCUCUAUGGCACCCCACACAAUAACCAGGACAUCAUUCUGAAGCGAGCCGCAGACAUUGCGGAAGCCCUGUACAGCGUCCCCAGGAAUCCCAGCCAGAUCCCAGCUCUCUCCAGCUCCCCGGCUCACAGUGGCAUGAUGGGCAUCAAUUCAUAUGGCAGCCAGCUUGGGGUCAGCAUCUCAGAGUCAACACAGGGAAAUAAUCAAGGGUACAUCCGCAACACAAGCAGCAUCUCUCCGCGGGGCUACUCUUCCAGCUCCACCCCCCAGCAGUCUAACUACAGCACCUCCAGUAACAGUAUGAAUGGCUACAGCAACGUCCCCAUGGCCAACCUGGGCGUCCCAGGGUCACCAGGAUUUCUAAACGGCUCCCCCACAGGCUCCCCUUAUGGAAUCAUGUCAUCAAGUCCCACUGUUGGAUCUUCUAGCACGUCCUCCAUCCUCCCAUUUUCCUCUUCAGUUUUUCCUGCUGUCAAACAGAAGAGUGCCUUUGCCCCUGUCAUCAGGCCACAAGGCUCCCCUUCACCUGCCUGCUCCAGUGGAAAUGGAAAUGGAUUCAGAGCCAUGACCGGGCUUGUCGUGCCCCCAAUGUAAAGAAGAGGAAGAACUGCUUUCUGAUAGCACAAAACUACUUACUCUGAUGGACCAAUAAUGAAGAAAGCACUAGGAGCUCUUCGGGGAGAGUUGUGCCCCAGAAUGAACAUGACGGACAGAUUUGGGUAUGCAAGGACCUGCAUCUCACCUGGUCUCACGUUUCUCAUCUAGCUCUCAUGGUGGCUACACAAACUGACCCUCUUGGGGACAAGGACAAAAGAUGUCAUUGACGUAGUCAGUGCUAAGAGCAGAAAUGCAAUUCUUUGUUAUGAACAUUAUGAGAACCACCUUCCUAUGUUUGUAAAAUAUUUAAGAAAAAAAUUGGCAAACAAUUCAUGCUUAAUAUUUUGGAUACUAUUUGUUUUUCUUUGUAGGAAAAAAAAAAGUUGAAAGUUUCUAUUUUCUAUGAAGCCUUUCAGAUACCAAUUUAGUUUAUGCAGAAAAAAAAAUU